AAAGCAGGAAACCAUUUCAACUUGUCAGUUCAGGGAAAUAGAAACUGAAGUGUAGUUGAGCUGCUGUGUGUUUGUGUUGUUCUCUGUAUUCAUGCAGUAAAAUGGCAGAAGCCAGAUUUUAUCAGGAUGAGUUCACGUGUCCUGUGUGUCUGGAUCUCAUGAAGGAUCCAGUGACUAUCCACUGUGGACACAGUUACUGUAAGAGCUGUAUUACAGGCUGCUGGGAUCAGGAGGAUCAGAAGAGAGUCUACAGCUGCCCUCAGUGCAGACAGACCUUCAGUCCAAGACCUGCUUUAGGUAAAAACACCAUUCUGGCUGAAAUGGUGGAGAAACUGAAGAAGACUAAACUUCCUGCUGACUGUUACGCUGGAGCUGGAGACGUGCAGUGUGACGUCUGUACUGGAAGAAAACACAAAGCCGUCAAGUCCUGUCUGGUGUGUCAGGAGUCUUUCUGUCAAACUCAUUUUGACCGUCAUGAGGAAUAUCACUCUCGUAAGCCACACAAAGUGAUCGAUGCCACUGGACGACUGCAGGACAUGAUCUGCCAUAAACAUGAUAAAGAGCUAGAAAUGUACUGUAUCACUGAUCAACAAUGCAUCUGUGUGCGGUGUAAGGAGUAUGAACAUAAAAACCACAACACUGUAUCAACUGCAGCACAGAGGACAGAGAAACAGAAACGGCUGAAGGAGACGCAGAUAAAGAUCCGUCAGAGGAUCCAGCAGAGAGAGAAAUAUCUUCAGCAGCUGAGAGAGGCUGUGGAGUCUCAUAAGCGCUCUGCACAGACAGCAGUGGAGGACAGUGAGAGGAUCUUCACUGAGCUCAUCCGCUCCAUCGAGAGAAGCUGCUCUGAGGCCACACAGCGGAUCAGAGAUCAGGAAAAGACUGCAGUGAGUCGAGCUGAAGGACGACUGGAGCGACUGGAGCAGGAGAUCAAUGAUCUGAGGAGGAGAGACGCUGAGCUGGAGCAGCUUUCACACACACAGGAUCACAUCCAUUUCCUGCAGAGUUUCCAGUCUCUCUCAGCACCUCCUGAAUCUACAGACGAACCCGACGAUCCCUUCAGUUCUCUCUCCUCUUUUGAUGGUGUGAGAGAAUCUGUCCGUCAGCUGAGAGACAAACUGGAGGAUUUCUGCAAAGAGGAGCUGAAGAUCUCUGACAGAGUCACAUUCACCAACAUGAAUCCCAAGACCAGGAACGACUUCCUACAGUAUUCCCAUCGGAUCACUCUGGAUCUGAACACAGUGAAUGAAGCCCUCCAUCUGUCUGAGAGGAACACAGUGAUUACUUACACUGACACACCGCUGUCGUAUCCUGAUCAUCCAGACAGAUUUGAUUAUUAUCACCAGGUGUUGUGUGGAGAGAGUGUGAGUGAUAGACGCUCUUACUGGGAGAUUGAGUGGAGUGGAUAUGAUGUGGAUAUAUCAGUGUCAUAUAAGAGCAUCAGGAGGAAGGGACGGGGCCAUGAGUGUGUGUUUGGAAAUAAUGAUCAGUCCUGGAGUUUGAUCUGCUAUUCCUCCAGUUACUCAUUCAGACACAAUAACAUACGGACUCGUCUCCUUGUAAAGUCCAUCAGACACAGGAAAAUAGGAGUGUAUGUGGAUCACAGUGCAGGAACUUUGUCCUUCUACAGCGUCUCUGGAGACACAAUGAUCCUUAUCCACACAGUCCAGACCACAUUCACUCAACCGCUCUAUCCUGGGUUUAGGGUUUUAUCUGGAUCAUCAGUGAAACUAAUUUGAAGAAUCAGAACAGACUGAUACUACCUAUAAUGCUUUGAGCUCAUGAUGAAUCAGUAACAUUGGCCGUUUCUCAAUCUGCGUAUUUGUCUGUACUUGUGUUCUUGUGGACUUGUGAAACGUCAUCAGUCGCUGUCCAAGUACUGUCCCAAUUCAAAGUUCACAUCUAGCCAAGUUCAGAUCAAUGAACCCCGGAUGUGUUCUUGAUCCGCCCCUUUUAUCGAGGAUGCAUCGAGAGGUGACUUGUGCAGACUUGAGAGAGCCAGGUAUCCCAGAAUGCAUCUCGCAUUAACGAGCAAACAUCAUAGUAAAGGAGAAAACCCGCAUAAUUUAAACAUAUUACUGUUAUUAUGUCAUGAUAUGUAGUUUUAAGAGUUUAUCAGGCGAGAAUGUGCUGGUUUAAAGCUCAAAUUUGUGGUUUAUUGAUAAAGAUAGCGCCUUUCUGAAAAUUUAAUCUGACGUUGUCAGAGUUGUGAGAUCCAGACGAUCACCGGACGCUCAGCGCUCAUGUAUCCAGCCGAGAGCAGCCUUACCUUGGCUACUCCUUCUGACGUUUGCCGCUGGCUCCAUUUUGGCUGAGGGCAACUUGACGUUUCAUAACUUUAUAUAUGGCUAUUUAACUUUUGUAUCCUAGUAAAUCGCUGAUUUUAUACGCUUGACUGAAUUGUUUGCUUUAUUUCUUAUUGUAUAUUCUUAUACCUUUUAUAAUGGCUAUUAUUGAACAUUAAAACUGACAUUUAACAAAAA
Megalobrama amblycephala (Wuchang bream) is the source of this 2483-nucleotide messenger RNA. RefSeq names its product tripartite motif-containing protein 16-like. The record is from RefSeq and is a predicted model, not a curated record. Gene Ontology annotation, molecular function: protein binding; zinc ion binding. The transcript is spliced from 6 exons. Bases 102 to 1739 code for a protein of 545 amino acids. Lineage: Eukaryota; Metazoa; Chordata; Actinopteri; Cypriniformes; Xenocyprididae.